Molecule: messenger RNA, 1242 nt
Organism: Thamnophis elegans (Western terrestrial garter snake)
Lineage: Eukaryota; Metazoa; Chordata; Lepidosauria; Squamata; Natricidae
Product: la-related protein 6-like
Biological process (GO): RNA processing
Cellular component (GO): nucleus
Molecular function (GO): mRNA binding
Source: RefSeq, a predicted model, not a curated record
AUGGCUUUCAGGACACAGCAGAACUUUAAUGAUCUCAGCUCAAGUGCCUCUGAAAGCAGCUAUUUCAUUAUCCCAGAUCAACUCCUGAUCAAAAAAAUCGUGUCACAAAUAGAGUUCUACUUUUCAGAUGACAACUUGUUCAAAGAUUUGUUCCUCCUGAGGCAUAUACAAAGGAAGAUGGGAUUUGUGAGCAUAAAACUUCUGACAAGUUUAAAAAAGAUGAGAUGUUUAACUUGUAACUGGCGAGUGACCCUUUAUGCUCUGCAAUUCUCGAAGUUGCUGGAACUCAAUGAAGAUGGGACCAAAGUGAGGAGGAAGAAGCCUAUCCCAGAAACCUUUGUAAAUGUCCCUCUAAACAAGACGCUCCUUGCAUGGAAUGUCAUUUCAUGUGAAGAAUCCGCUAGUUCUUCAAUCCUGCUUCAAGAAAACUUUCUGGAUACACUCACAAAACUGUUCGGGCCUUUUGGUGACAUUGCCUGCAUACGCAUCUUCAGACCUGGCAAAAAGCUUCCCUCCGCAGUGAAGAAAUCUACCACUUCUUAUCCUGAGCUUUUGAGCAGAUGGUGUGCAUUGGUGGAAUAUGAAAGGUUGAAGAGUGCUCAAAAGGCUUUUGAAGGGCUUCGCCACAAGCAGUUCUGUUCUCCUGGGCAAAGCAUCAAAGUGAUCAACCUCUCUACUCUCAAAAGGACCAAUGUGGUCAUUCAAGAAGAUAGUGAAAAGAUUGAAGAGAUACUAAAGCCUUUUACAAAAUGGUCCAACAAGUUACCAGAAGGCCCCGAAGACUUCUCCCCCCGCAGUUCAUCUACAGAACCAGAUAGUAUCCGAGUUUCUACUCCUAUCGUUCCUUGGAAUUUCUCCUCUCCUCCAGUCAUGUCUACAACUAAGCCUUACAACUCAUCAGGUCAGGCCUAUAAACCAAUUUCCUCUAGCCGAUCACAUGCAGACGCUGUAGAAUCAUGCAAACCUUUGUCAAAGCCAUUAUGCCCCUCACCUAUUUCUGCACCAAAGUCAGGCACAUUAGAAUUACAGAAACCAUCCAAUUCCUUCUCGGGCAAUAGAGUAGGUCCAGGAAACAUGGGGACACCAAAGUGGCGUAACCCAGAGUCUUUAAAUUUACGCCCACCUUCCACAAUCUUCCAUAAACCAGAAGUUGUUUGUCCUACAGUGGUCCACCUUCCUCGAGGGCCUGAUGGGACCAGGGGUUUCCCCAAUAUCAGAGGGAGAGGGAGAGGUUUCUUAUAA